Hemisphaericaspora subhashii is the source of this 3042-nucleotide messenger RNA. RefSeq names its product E1 ubiquitin-activating protein (gene UBA1). Gene Ontology annotation, cellular component: nucleus; cytoplasm. Lineage: Eukaryota; Fungi; Ascomycota; Pichiomycetes; Serinales; Debaryomycetaceae. Bases 1 to 3042 code for a protein of 1013 amino acids. Gene Ontology annotation, biological process: ubiquitin-dependent protein catabolic process; protein ubiquitination; DNA damage response. The record is from RefSeq and is a predicted model, not a curated record. Gene Ontology annotation, molecular function: ubiquitin activating enzyme activity. The transcript has a single exon.
AUGCAAAUAGAUUCUCCAUCCCCACAAGAGAUUGAUGAAGGGUUAUACUCCCGUCAAUUAUAUGUGUUGGGUAAAGAAGCUAUGUUAAAAAUGCAAAAUGCAAAUGUCUUAAUUGUUGGUUUAAAAGGAUUAGGUAUUGAAAUCGCGAAGAAUAUUGCUCUUGCUGGUGUUAAAUCAUUAAGUCUAUAUGAUCCAGAACCUGUUGAAUUAAUAGAUUUAUCUUCCCAAUUCUUUUUGAAUGAAUCUGAUAUCGGACAACCUAGAGAUAAAGCAAGUGCUGAAAAAUUGGGGGAAUUAAAUGCAUAUGUUCCUAUUCAUGUCAUUGAUAAUAUCGAUGAAGAAGCAUUGACUGGAUUUAAGUGUAUUGUUACCACCGAUAUUUCCUUGGAAGAACAAUUGAGAAUUAACAGCAUUACUCAUAGUCGUGACAUUGGAUAUAUACACGCAGAUGUUAGAGGAUUAUUUGGACAAUUAUUUGUUGACUUUGGUGAAAAGUUUACCGUUAUUGACCAAACCGGUGAAGAACCAAAAAGUGGAAUUGUGUCUGAUGUUGAACGUGAUGGAACUGUAACAAUGUUAGAUGAUAAUAGACAUGGUUUGGAAGAUGGAGAUUAUGUGAAGUUUAGUGAAAUCGAAGGAAUGCCAAAGUUAAACGAUGGUAACCCACAUAAAAUUGAAGUAUUGGGUCCUUAUGCUUUCAAGAUAAAGAUUGAUGAAAGUUAUGGUACAUACAUCAGAAAUGGGUUAUAUACUCAAGUUAAGGUUCCGAAAGAAAUAUCAUUUGAACCAUUGUCUAAACAAUUACAAAAUCCAGAACAUGUUAUUUCUGAUUUUGGUAAGUUUGAUAAACCUGCUCAAUUACAUUUAGGUUUCCAAGCCUUACAUGCCUUCAGAAACAGACAUGGUGUAUUGCCAUUACCAUAUAAUGAAGAGCAUGCAAACGAAGCUUUCAGAUUAGCUCAAGAAAUAGCUACUCAAAGUGGAUUUGAAGAAGAUCUCAAUGAAGAAUAUUUGAAAGAAUUGUUCUACCAAUCUAGAGGUGACAUUCCAGGUAUUGCCGCCUUCUAUGGUGGUUUAAUUGCUCAAGAAGUCUUGAAGAACUGUUCUUCAAAAUUCACACCUAUUAAACAAUGGUUAUAUUUCGAUUCAUUAGAGUCAUUGCCUUCGAAUGAUGAAUAUCCAAGAAAUGCAGAAAACAACAAACCAAUUGGCUCCAGGUAUGAUGGACAAAUUGCAGUUUUUGGUAAGGCAUUCCAUGAAAAGAUUUCUAACGUCAAAGUUUUCUUGGUUGGAACAGGUGCAAUCGGAUGUGAAAUGCUUAAGAAUUGGGCUAUGAUGGGAUUAGGUUCUGGACCAGAAGGUAAAAUAUUUAUCACUGAUAAUGACUCAAUUGAAAAGUCUAACUUGAACCGUCAAUUUUUAUUCAGACCAAAAGAUGUUGGAAAGAACAAAUCGGAUGUUGCAGCAAUUGCUGUUCAACAUAUGAAUCCUGCCUUGACUGGUAAAAUUGAAUCUAGAUUGGAUAAAGUAGGACCUGAAACUGAAGAUAUCUUUGAUGAUGCAUUUUGGUCUAACUUGGAUUUCGUAACCAAUGCCUUAGAUAACGUUGAAGCUAGAACUUAUGUUGACCGUAGGUGUAUCUUUUACAAGAAGCCAUUAUUAGAAUCAGGUACAUUGGGUACUAAAGGUAAUACUCAAGUUGUUAUUCCAAACUUGACUGAAUCUUAUUCUUCAUCUCAAGAUCCUCCAGAAAAGUCUAUUCCAUUAUGUACCUUAAGAUCCUUCCCUAAUAAGAUUGACCAUACAAUUGCGUGGGCAAAAUCCUUAUUCCAAGGGUAUUUCACUGAUUCUCCAGAAAGUGUUAACUUGUAUUUGAGUCAACCAAACUUUGUUGAACAAACAUUAAAGCAAAACCCAGAUAUUAAAGGAUCAUUGGAAAACAUUGCUUCAUAUUUGAAUAAUCGUCCUUACUCUUUUGAAGAUUGUAUUAGAUGGGCAAGACGUCAAUUUGAAGAUAAGUUCAGCAAUGAAAUCAAACAAUUAUUAUACAAUUUCCCACCUGAUGCCAAGACUUCUAGCGGUGCACCAUUCUGGACCGGACCAAAGAGAGCUCCAAAGCCGUUGGAAUUCGACCUCAACAAUAAGGACCAUUUCGACUUCCUUGUCGGUGGUGCCAAUUUGUUGGCCUACAUUUAUGGAUUAAAGGAACCAAAUGCAGGUUUUGAAGUUUAUGAAAAGGCUUUGGAAGGUAUGAAGAUUGAUCCAUUUGUUCCUAAAUCAGGUAUCCGCAUUGCCGCCACUGAUACAGAAGCUGAAGAACAAGCAAACCAACUCUCUGGCUCUUUUGACGACGAAGAAAUUAGAAAGAUUGCUGCAUCAUUGCCAGAACCAAGUUCAUUGGCUGGAUACAGAUUAAACCCAAUCGAGUUUGAAAAGGAUGAUGACACUAACCAUCAUAUUGAAUUUAUCACCGCUGCUUCCAACUGUAGAGCAUUGAAUUAUUCUAUUGAAACCGCGGAUGCUCACAAGACUAAGUUUAUCGCUGGUAAGAUUAUUCCUGCAAUUGCCACAACUACCGCAUUGGUGACUGGAUUGGUUUGUUUGGAACUUUACAAAGUUGUUGCCAAAAAGACAGAUAUUGAGCAAUAUAAGAAUGGGUUCAUUAACUUGGCCUUACCAUUUAUUGCAUUCUCAGAGCCAAUCAAAUCAGCACAAGGAAAGUAUAAUAACAAGACUUUUGAUCAAAUCUGGGAUAGAUUCGAACUUGAAGGUGAUAUGACUUUACAAGAAUUAUUAGACCACUUUGAGAAGAAAGAAGGUUUAACCAUUUCUAUGUUGUCGUAUGGUGUUUCCCUUUUGUAUGCCUCCUUUUUCCCAGCGAAGAAAGUUAAAGAUAGAAAAACUAUGAAGUUGACCAAAUUGAUUAGAGAGGUAAGCAAAAAGGAAAUUCCUCCUCACGUCAAUUACUUAAUCUUUGAAAUAUGUUGUGACGACGAAGAAGGUGAAGAUGUAGAAGUGCCUUACAUUUGUGUUAAGAUUUAG